AUGGCACCGACUAUAGAGCACUCGCUGGUUAGCAGAUACAAACGAAUUAUGCUAACACCUCGAACCAGCUGCGAUUAUUAUGAUGAUGGCGACGGCAACUGUGACUCGUAUUCAUCAUGGAAUAGUUGGGGCCGGUGGGUUGCGCUCGUUGUAAUCGUUUUAGCAUUCGUCUUCAUCGCGCUCACUUUCUCAUGCUUUAACAACCGUCGCCGCCGCCGCAUGGGUGCCCCUCCAAUGUACGGAACUGCCUGGAUGCCCGCUCCGAAAUACAAUCAACAGCAAAAUGGCUACUAUGGAGGACCUGCGCCGCCAUAUUCCGCCCACCCGGUGGCGAAUCAAGCUACGGGCACGACUUUCAAUUCAAAUGAUGGAUACUAUGGUCACCACGGGCAGGGCAAUGGGGGAAUCGAGUUGCAACAGCCGCAGAACGUGUAUACGCAUCCGCAGAGGGAGGUUUAUGAAGCGCCAAUGGGACCACCACCAGGAAAAGGCGAUGGGAUUAUUCACUAG
Messenger RNA from Lachnellula hyalina, 510 nucleotides. It is a transcript of the gene RCR2, whose product is annotated as Protein RCR2. Gene Ontology annotation, cellular component: intracellular membrane-bounded organelle. The coding region runs from base 1 to 510 and encodes 169 amino acids. Gene Ontology annotation, biological process: vesicle-mediated transport. The record is from RefSeq and is a predicted model, not a curated record. The transcript is spliced from 3 exons. Lineage: Eukaryota; Fungi; Ascomycota; Leotiomycetes; Helotiales; Lachnaceae.